Molecule: messenger RNA, 1591 nt
Organism: Apis florea (little honeybee)
Lineage: Eukaryota; Metazoa; Arthropoda; Insecta; Hymenoptera; Apidae
Product: cell cycle checkpoint protein RAD1
Biological process (GO): DNA repair; DNA damage checkpoint signaling
Cellular component (GO): nucleus; checkpoint clamp complex
Source: RefSeq, a predicted model, not a curated record
UUAAUAUAAUUCUGCGAGAUUAUCAUUUGUCAUUUUUCUUUUUUAUUUAUGUUUCUUUAAGGAUAUUUAUAUUAACACAGAUUAUUACAAUAUUUUAAUCAAAUAAUUUUCAAUGAGUGUAACUGAACAAUCAACAUUAAAUACUUUAUCAUCUAAUACAUAUGAUAUAAAAUAUGCAGAAUUUGUAUAUAAAGUGUUAAAAGAAUCAGCUGAAAGUUUUGAAAAAGAACAAAAAUUUUUAGAUAAUGUGUUAUUAAAUUUAUACAAUAUUUUUGGUGAUGUAUUUGAAAGAGCAUUAGAAUUAUAUGAACAAGAACGUAUAACUCAUAUCUUUCCUUCUGAAAAUCCUGGUAUUGCGCCUCAUAGUGAUAGAAAUAAUUCCAGAUAUUUAAUACAGAUUAAAGGAUUGUCAGGAACAACAUAUAUACUCUUUCCUGACAUAAAUUACUGUAUUUGUGGUUCUUUUAGAUGUCAAGUAUUAAAUAAUAGAUCUUUGUUUACUUGCAAACAUGUUAUAGCAGCUUGGUUAGCUGCAGUUACAAAAAAAAAAUUAUCUCAUCAAUAUAUAACAGAAAAACAAUUUCAAAAUUUGUUAUUAUAUCAAAAUGCUACAUGUUUUGGUACUGAAAAUGGUUUGAAAAUAACAGUAGAAGAUGCAAAAUGUAUGCAAGCUAGUGCUUAUAUUCCAGCUAAUGUAUUUCAAAUAUUCAAUUUGAAAGAAGAUGGUAAUGGACAUCCUGUAACAGUUCUUAUUGAAGAAGAUGGUAUUAUAACAGAUUGUUCUUUAAAAACACAGGAACCUGAUGAAUUGUUAGAUUUCCAUCUUGAACCAGAAAAUGUUUUGAAUAAAGUAGUUCUUCAAACUGAAUUGUUAAAAGAUAUCUUAUCAGAGCUAGAUUCAAGUAGUGAUUUGAUUGAGCUAUUUUUAUCUCCUUCCCCACCUUUCUUUCGUAUUAGUACAGCUGGUUUAGCUGGAAUUUGUCAUAUUGAAUUACCUCAUGACGGUGAAUUGAUUGAUAAUUUCCAAUGUACUUCAACAGCUACAUCAAGUUAUAAACUUACACAUAUUAAACCAGCUAUGAAGGCAUUAUCAUGUGCAAAUAAAGUUUCAUUGAGGACUGAUUCAUUUGGACUGUUGUGUUUUCAAUAUAUGGUUAAGACUGAUGAAGGACAUACAUGUUAUAUAGAAUAUUAUAUUUCUCCAGUGAUAGAUCCUGAUGAAUAAUUUUAUUUGGAAUGGAGAUAAUAGGAUCAUAAAUAUUGAUUAAAAAUUAUUUCCAAAUAUUCUUUUAUUUUUACAGAUUUAUAAUUAAAGCUUUCCAUUUAUUGUAUCACAUAAAAAAAAUACCUUUAUAUGAAAUUCAAAACUAUUCUUUAUUGUGAAUUUGCUUAAUAUACUCACAAUGAAUAUGAUGUACAUAAAAGCAUGUGAAUGAUAUUUAAAGAUGCAUAAAAAAAUAUAUAAAUUUUCAAUAUAUUUUUAAAACUCUAUCUUUGUCGUACAUGCGAAUAUUAAACUAAUAUUAAUUAAUAAUAUUUCAUAUAUUUCGUAAUACCGAGUAUUAUAUUGCGAAAUACUAUAUCUUUCAAA